UGAACAGCAUCGCAAGCGCGUCGCAAGUCGGAUCAGUGCGGUUUCGUGUCGAGAUGUUUUCCACCUAAAAGUGGUGUCACGGUUUUCCUUCUGUUGUUCGUCGUUAUUUCCGUUUAAUUGCCGUACAUAUUUCUGGUUCUGAUUUCGGCAUAAAUUCGGACUGGAUAGUGAAUGACGUAUGUAGUAAUUGUUGAGUGACCAGCGAGGCAGCGUUGCACUGGACCACUGGAGACGCGGUUGCGCUGCAAAUGCACUGAUGCGUGUGUGACACAUGCGAGAGGUCUCCUUCUGUGAGCACAUGCACUUUGCAGCUCGUUUUUCCAGUUGUUGUUGAACAUUGCGAACGGAUGAACCUUGGCAGAUUGUGAGAAUACCGACUUGAGAUGUGCCGGGAACACUUUGGGGGGUCAUGAGGAUACCGAUAGAUUCUGCCAUCAUUGUGUGUCUCUCUCUCUCUCGCUACGAGAUAUGUGCAAUAUAUUGCGUUUGUAAUUACUGAAGCUGGUGAAUCGGUAAUGUUGUCCCGAUAAAUGGCUCCAAAGUCUUUGUUGAUUUGCCGACCCAGAUAGUCGAGACGAGUGUGGAAUUGUGCUGUAAAAUUAUUAUCUCCCAUAUCGGUAGGCUGCAGGAAGCGACAGUAAAAGAGUUUCUAAUUUUCUUUUCUCGUGAUUACUUUGAGUUUUCUGUGCAAUUCAUAAAUAAUUGAUCCGUGUUGGGUUGUUUUUCUUUAUUGAUAGAUAAUAGCUACAGUGGCCAAGUGAUAAUACUAAUUGAUUGAAUUGCAAGAGAAAUUUCUAUUUUCAGUGAGAUCAUAAAAUUCUCGUUGUGGAGUUAAAGUUAGUUUACUAAAUGUUUAGACAGUGUGCAGUAAAAAAAUAAAAAUAGAAAAAACAUGUGUUUUGAAAAAACAAACUAUUUCAGUGCAAGUUGAAUUAACGAAAGCUGAAUUGCAAGCUGUAAAAACGAAUGCUUCAGUGUAAAUAAUAUGUUCACAUAGCGCUAGCGAAACGAGCCAGCGUACGUCUUCGAUGCAAAAGAAAUAGAUCUGAAGGAAUCAAAACCGGAUCGGAACAAGUUUGUGUUGCGAAUUUCAUGUUUUAUGCAUAGUCUACACGACUCGGGUUAAUCCUCUUAAGGUCAAGAAAUCUAAUUCAACUGACGGUGGGGAAUAUUGUCCCAGUGGAUUACGGCGUAGAUUUCAGUCCUUCUAGAACUGUGUGCAGAAUUCGUAGCGGACAAUCUCACACCCCCGUGCGUGCGUGCGGAGAAAAGGGGUCAACAAGGAACUUUUGUUUGUGCCACUGACACGGAACCACACGUGAGAGAUAUCCUGACAGCGAGCAGUGAGCAGCAUCUACAUAGUCAGCCUGUGUUUCCGGUGCGAGUGUAGUGGUGAAACCUGGCGCAGCAUCCAAAGUUCAAGAUAACCGACUGCACAUCGACGCAUGGUGACGAAGCCGCUGCUGCUCAGUUCUCAAUCAAUGUCGUGAUGAUACCGUCAAUCUAACACAGAGAGCAGCUGCCGACGUCGGAUUCCGGCCACACCACAAUAGUCACCGGUUGGAAGGCAUCACGCUGCCUGCGGUGCGGUGCAAUAUAGUAGGUACCGCUGACAUCCGGCUCGCCCACGACCUCCAAAAUAAAGAAAAAACAGCAUAAAUGCACCAAGGUAGAGAAAAACCGUCACCGCAACCGCAUUAUGAAAAGUGAAGCACCUUUCAUCGGUUAGUCUCAGACCUACAUUUCGCUGCGGGUCCCGGCCGUCCGUCAGUCGGCGUUCAAAACGGUGUCGACGUUAUUUCGCUUCGCCCGUGGAGUGAAACUGCAAUCGGCUUGUGAUUAUUAUUAUAUUUAUUCGUUUCGGUUUUUGCGGUUUCUUUCUUCUUCAACACGCAAAAGGUGAAAAACUGCAACUUGAGCAUUGCCUUUUCUACGCUUGAUUGUUUAUUCUGUUGAUUUCGUUGGUGAAUGUGAUAGAGUUUCUUGGUUAGUCAUCCGUGGCUCGAAGCGAAUAGCGAAAAGUUUGAGUCAUUUUUCAAACACGGUUGUCGGCACCCAACAAGAAGAAAAAUAAAAUGUAAAUUUUGAAACUAUACUCCAGUGAAAAAAAAGUGGAUGCUGCGAGAAGAGUCAAAUCAGGUGUGCUUGUGAGUUUUGCCAGCCGGAAGAUAGUGCAGAGCAAGAACAGCGCGCUUGGUUGAAAAUUUGUUUCUGUCGAUUCGGGUCAGGUGCGCUUGAAUGAAAAUUAGCAUAUAACAAAUGCAACACACUGUUGGUGGCUGUGUUUCGGAAGAAGAAGUUGACCAUAUCAGCACUACCGCAGCUCCGACCAGGUGAAUCGUAGUGAGAUUAAAAAAGCGAAAGUUUUCAAGUUGGACAGUUUAAGGAUUAUACCAAUAGCAGCACUGCUUUUUAAGACAAGAUGUCAGCCGGUUUGAUGUCGUGCGUUCGCGAGAAUUCGCCCCCCUUGGAAGGACCUCCCGUCGCUGUCGGAACUAAUGGCCCUGGCAGCGGUCAAAUCAUCGGCGGCAGCCAGCACAUCACCUGCAGCAGCAAUCAGCUACUCGAUCCGAAUGAUAUUCCGAUCACGAUCACCACACCAGAGCAUCUGCACCAAGGACCGGGUGACACCAGCACCACCCGCCGCAAACGAUUUCAUCCGCUUCGGAACCUACGGCGCAUCUUCCGCCGCAGAACGGUGUCCUCGGCCGAUGCCACGCCCCGGCAGCUGCUGGGCAAAAGCCAAACCCACAUCCACUUUGCCACGUCCGGUUGUUCGACGACGGAUGCCACCCUGCCCCGCACCGGGCUAGGCGUGCCGAUCACGAUUAGGUCCGACUCGGGUGGCGGCGUGGGCGGUGGGGGCAGCGCAGUUGGAGCUGGCUUCUACAAGCGCGAAACCUACCGGCUGCGGGACGCCGAUGAUCUGGACAAGGACAUGUCCGACUACCAGCGAAGCCUCAGCGAGGGUCGACUUGUGGAUAGUGAUAUAAGUCGCGAUGGAUUGUCACAAUCGCACGACAGCGUCUUCUCGGAGUCCGCUGGAACAGCCAGCAGCCUCUCAAUUACGCUUAAGAACGAAUUGGCUGAUGUGCUACGAAAGCGGCGAAAGGAUCGGCAGCAUGAGGCAUCCGAUGAGGAUCUCGGCCUACCGCAGAGCCCCAUCACACCGCAGCGGAAGGAUCGUGCGAUGAAUAAAAGCGAAGGUUCGCUCAGCAUUCUCAGCAUGACCAGUUCGGAUCUGGAUCUGGAGGAACGUUCCGGAUCGAACGCCAGCGGUUACAAUCUGUUCCACCUGGACUCGUCCAGCUCUAGUGCAUACAAUCGGUCGUCGGAUAAUCCGGACGACAAUGGAGCUGAAUCUCCAGCGUCAAAGUUGAGUCAUUCCGCAGCCAAGCACAAACUUGCAGUUAGACCAAAGAAGAAAGGUCCCACGCGAGCUCGCGCUCGAACGCGAGAGCCUACGGUGCUUCCCGCAACACCUGAAGUCAACGAGGAUUCAUUGAAACUUUCUACUGUGGACAUUCCGGCGUUGGACCUAGAUGAAGCGGAAGAAAAGUGUCAUUCACUGACCUUUGGUAUCAAUCCGGGAGCAUUGACCACCACUCAGCCAAUGUUAAGCAGCAGCAGCAGCACAACCGUAAUUCACAGACCUUCCGCCAAGGAGUUGAGCUCGAUAAAUUCAAAACUGUCAUCGUCGGCUUCCUUAACAGCAACUAAUUUUAACACUAACUCAACCAUUUACGUUAACAGGAACAUUUCCAAGAGCUAUGACUUCAAUGGAUACAACGGUGAUAAUUACAUAACAGAGGAAUUGGAUCUUAACAGUGGAAAGAAAGAUGAUGAUGGGUUCUUCAAGCGAAUCCUAAACUAUAGCUUCAAGAAAAAGAAACACGAACAAGGACUGAAGGAGGACCAUUCGGGCAUGGCUCCCGUAGCGAUGCCAAGAAAAGAGGACAACACCAGCACCGUCUACAUUACCCCCGGUAUCGGUCAGGAGACACUCAUGAAACUGUCUCUACCAAUUUGUGAAGUCGACGCAUCGGAGAUGAGCGGAUACAAAAAGAUUAAAGUCGGUCCAGCAGCUAGGCAGCGUGUCUUCCCGAAGGAUAUUUUCAACGCUGAAGUGGAUGUAAUUCGCGACAGUCCACGCUAUUCAUCGAACGUUGAGGUUAAUCGUCAUUCGACGUCUUCCAAUGGAAGUGGCUCUAUCAUAGUCGGUGGUGAUAAGAAAAUGAUGCAACACAAAAGUGAAGAAUAUUUGGUAUCGAAAGCAAGAAAACUAUCGGAACGAAGUUUCGACGACGACGAGGAUGACGAAGAUUGUGGUCGAAAGUAUCAACCGAACGUGGAAAAGGUGAAAAACUCUAAAGUAUACAGUGCAAGCCCCUAUCAGUCGCGGAUUGCGAAAAUUUCCGUUAAUCAAGCUGAGUCUCCCAAGGAAAGCCCCAGCAAGCGCAAACCCGUGGAAAAGUCGAAGAGUUUCCGAGUUUACAGCGAUACCGUUUCCAACAAUCUAACUAACGGCAAUAAUUUGCCUAGUCUUCCCAACUUGACUAACUCGCUGUCGGUCGGUAACUUCAGCAACAACUUCCUGGAAACAGAGCACAAAUUCUUUAGCAUGACUGAGAACGCCAGCCUGGGACAUCCGAAAAUAUUCAAAGAUUACAUCACGAAUGUCGAUGAACUCAGCGACGAUAGUAAGUUGACCACUUCGAAUAGCUCCCUGCAGAAGUUCGAAAUCAACGACAACAAUCUGUUGAAUCCUCGUGAACAGGAGCACGUUGAUCAUCAGCCAAAGUCCAUUGUGCUGACAACGAACACCAUCGUCCCACCGGAACCGAACAUUAUCCUUAGUAAAUCCAAUCAGAACAUUUCCCAGAUUGAGGAAACCAUCGAUAAGCUGGUCUCGUCUCCGUUCGUCAGCAUAAUCAAGGACACAAGUGGCAGUAACGACCGGCUGGACCUGCUAGAUCAGCAGCCAAUUUCGUCUGCGUCGCCGCCGCAAGGCGUACCCGAAUUUAUGAAGAUUCAAUUGAACCGUGUGGAGACAGCACGAGCUAAAUCGAACGUCGUUCUGUCGACUUCGACUUCGACACCGGCCAGCAGUUGCCACACCACACCUUCUCCUAGUCCAGCGAUUCCGGUAAAUGGUGGCGACGAUUCGGUCAAGUUACGGCGAUUCAGUAACGAGAACAUUGAAAUAACCGAAAGCAAACCGCCGUUGCCACCAUCGGCAGCAGUCACUGCGCGGAACAGUCUCUCCGAGGCCCCCAAAAGUCCACCGGCUUUUAAGCGAGCUGAACUUGGCUCUAAGCGGAAUUCCAUGAUUCUUCCACAGGAGAUUUCGGAUGAUAGAAAGGUGAUUCUUCAGCGUAGGACAUCCGUUACGGAGGAAAAAAUUAAAUAUGAGCGGCGCAUUUCUUCCUCGUCCGAGGAUAUCAAGUAUGAACGGAAGAAGUCCGGUUCCGAUGAAGUACUGGAGAAGAGAAAUAGCAACUAUAACAGUGGUUCUAGCAGUGGCGAUGAACUGGUAGUCCUUCGGAAGAAGUCAAUCGUAGAUAAUUUCAAAGAUAAGGACAAAGAUACCCCGGAAUUGAUGAAGGUAUUCGCUCGGAGGAGCCUAAAGCUUCGCUCAGAUGAGGACUACCGUAGCGGAGACGUAAAACCGCUGUCGAAUGUGGACAGCGAUAAGGAGAAUCAAUCGAGUGAAGAGAAGUUGGAUAAGAUUAUGAAACCGGAUGGUGCUGGCGUCGCCGCAAAAGGUAUUGGCAGUGUGCUAUCCAAAGAUCCAAUUGACGGUAAAACGACGCCGGAUAGUAAUUCCAAUGAGGUCCACCGCAGGAGUACGCCGAAACCAUUUGGAGUUCCCAAUCGGUUCGGGAAUGCUGUCAACGUACAGGCUAGAAGCAAUGCAACUUUUGCGGAGAUCCGAAAGUCCAUGCUGGCGGCUAGCACAACGACGUCAGCUGCUCAGAAUAACAACACCAACAACAAUAACGUGAAAACUACUGCGGAUAGCAAUGAAGCUGUGGGAUUAAAUGGAACCACAAACAACAAUAAUAAUAAUAUUAGCAAUCGCCAUACUAUUGCCACUAUGAACCAGUUCAACUUGAAUGCCACCAACAACAACAACAAUAGCAACAACAUCAAUAACAAUGGUAAUGCCAACGGAAACACCACUACGAUUGAAACCAUCGGGGAAGUUAACGAGUUCAAGGGUAUACUGCAAAGAAGGGCUGAGUGGGAAAAGAGAGCAAAAGAAGGCUUCAAGUAGGAAGCUCGGCAACCUAGAACCAGUACAGGUUAAGCAACAACCUUGCUCAAAAACGAGCCAAAAGUUUAGCAGAAAUGCAAUUGUAGAUACUACUGUGGAUCAGUAGAAUAGGUUUUUUUGUGAACUGACCAAGUUCUCUAUCAAUGACGUACGUUUGCUCAUCGGUGUGGAUUAUUUUAGAUGUUGCACCACCACAAGAAAGACAUACACUGCUCAUUUGUACGGAAUGAAGUUUAUAGUCAUGAUCGAUUUCUACAGGAAGUAGUUUUUCAGUGUUUUCACUUUAAGAUCUACCCCACCGAACUGAGCUGAAUUGCGGAUAGUCGCUGUUAUUAGCAAUGCUAACCGAAAGGAAAGACUUCUAACUAGCAAUGCAAAUACCUACAUAUUGUUGCAUCAGUUACGACCAAGACGUUAGCUAAGGUUGCACGACCUCCAAUCGUAGCUGUUAGAGUAUCCCAAUAAAAAACCCAUACGCUUUAUGUCGAUAUCGAUAGGAAUUGUUAUACAAAACAUUCAGAGAUUCCAAGUGCUCCCUGUUACGUUUUCUUCCUUCGUGCACCGUCACGUUACAUAAGUUGCUGUUUUCUAUACGACUGUGACAAAUGCAAGCCUUAGUAAUACCACUCGAUGAAUUUGAUUGUUUCUUCCUAUGCUUAGCUAUAGACUUAGGGGCUUGUUGUGCAAGAUAAACGAUAAUCAAAAAAAGUAAUCAACAUUCAUUUCAAAACUAAAUCAAAUGUGAUAAAAUAUUAACUAUAUAUAUUCAAGAUCGAUAUUUUUAGAAACCUGUAUUAAUUUGUAAAAUCGAUACUUUUUUCAAGUGUAAAUUUUCAAUUCUUUGUACGUUACCCCCCGAAAUUUACUGUAGUGAAGCGUAGCGUUUUUUAUAUCUAUUCCCGUGAAAAUUGAGUUUUGAUAUGGCCGAAACAAUAUUGAUCGUUACGAGUAAGAUAAUUUUAGUGAAACCGUUAGAAGUGAUAAGAUCAGGCGGUAAAUUGUUGACCAUACCGAGUGGUUGCCACUUGACGGAUGGCUCGGUACGAAGGUAAUCCGAGCGGACGCCUUUCGGUUACAAUCCUCUUCUGCGCCGAUACAAUAUUAUAAACAAAAUAUAUAUUCCAAGCAAAAAAAAAAUCAAACAUAUUUAUAAAUGGUUAGCUAUCCUAUCGUUUCUCUAGCUUUCAAUUUUAGAGCUGUGUUAAAUCAAAAAUUAGUCACUUAUUUCACGGGCAGUCACAGAUUACGAGCUCACUUCGCUAUUGAAGUGUUACGCGAUUUGUUUUAUCAUAACUUUUCAACUAGAUACAUUCACACUUACACAUACAGACACGCAAUGGAAACGGAAUUUAAAACAUGAUUGAUUACUACUGAACUCUAAUAUGAGCGUGCUUGCAUAACGAAAUCGUAUCAUCGUAGUGAAGACAACCCCCAUCAUGUGUAACUAUAGCUCUACUGUUGAUAAGUAAUAUUGAGAUAAUAAAAUUAUUGGA
Molecule: messenger RNA, 7770 nt
Organism: Sabethes cyaneus
Lineage: Eukaryota; Metazoa; Arthropoda; Insecta; Diptera; Culicidae
Product: probable serine/threonine-protein kinase DDB_G0282963
Exons: 8
Coding region: 2423-6277 (1284 amino acids)
Source: RefSeq, a predicted model, not a curated record